CGCGUGAGUCCGGAAGGGGAGACGAGGCCGGGAUUUUUCCAAAGACCCAGUACGGCCCAUUCCUCCCCCUGACAAGGAUCGUUGCUAUGGCAACCGGGGCGCAGCCGGGCGGGGAUUGUGGCUCCUGAUUCGCGAUCAGUCUUCUCUCACCCAGAGGCUCUCGCCCAAGGUUGCUUUCUGAAGGGACCUGACCUCCGCUCGCGAGAGAGAGUUUUCCAUGGACACGGCCUAGCAGGGAGAUGCAGCCUCUGUGUCCCUGGCCGCUGACCCACCGGCCUGAUGACAGCAUCCCCGUGUGCCUUCCCGGUUCAGUUCCGGCAGCCCUCAGUCAGUGGCCUCUCACAGAUCACCAGCAGCCUGUAUAUCAGUAACGGGGUGGCCGCCAACAACAAGCUCAUGCUCUCCAGCAACCGCAUCACCACAGUUAUCAACGUCUCAGUGGAGGUGGCAAACACCGUAUACGAGGACAUCCACUAUAUGCAGGUGCCUGUGGCUGACACACCCACGUCGCGUCUCUGUGACUUCUUUGACCCCAUCGCAGACCACAUCCACAGUGUGGAGCUGAAGCAGGGCCGCACCCUAUUGCACUGUGCUGCCGGCGUGAGCCGCUCGGCUGCUCUCUGCCUUGCCUACCUCAUGAAGUACCACGCCAUGUCCCUGCUGGAUGCCCACACGUGGACCAAGUCAUGCCGGCCCAUCAUCCGGCCCAACAAUGGCUUUUGGGAGCAGCUCAUCCACUAUGAGUUCCAGCUGUUUGGCAAGAACACUGUGCACAUGGUCAGCUCCCCUAUGGGAGUGAUCCCUGACAUCUACGAGAAGGAGGUCCGCCUCAUGAUCCCACUGUGAGCCGUCCUGCCAGCCCCUGCCCCGGGGUCAGAGGUACAGAUCUGCCAUUGAUCCCACAUCGAGAUCUGUACUUGGACAUUCUGCUUUCAUUGAUAUAGAAAAACCAGAUGAUGCCUUUUAUAAGGGUGAGAAAAAAGGAAGGAUGCUGCAGCUUUUAACCUUAUAAUUCAUAUCUUUAAAGAUUCAACUUAAUAACUGUAAGAUGGUGUAGAUAAGUUUCCCACCCUGUGAGUGACAGCUCAUGGCUGCUGACCAGAGGAGAGGGUGAGCCAGGUGGUGCCCAGGGAGAUGGACCAGCAACCAGUACACAGGGCAAGCCUGGAAUCCUGCAGCUCUCCCCCAACCAACUAGCCCAGGAAUGAGUCUGCCACAAUCCCACCUCAUUCUUUCGAACUCAUGCCAGCCUUAAGCAUCAUGGCACCUCCUGUGCUUCUCACAGUAAGUGCCAGCCUACUGGAUAAGUAGCCUUCAGGUGGUACUCCAGGGGCCCUGGGCCAACCCUGCUUCCACCUUCAACCACAGGGGCCCAACUCUGAUUUACUAGAUUGGACUUAUGCAUAAGAUGGUUUUCAAAGAAAGCAUUCCAUUGUAAAAAAUGUUUUAAAAACAAUUCUUUUUUAUGUACAUAGCAAAGUCCCCCACCAGCUUUUGAUGAAAGGUGGCAUUAGUCUCCAUCUUGGGGCAUUUGUGGAGAGUGGGCCUGACAUGGAGCCUCAGGUUCAGAAGGCUGGAACUGCAGACCAGAACCUAGCCUUGUCACCUCCUGCUCAUGUGAUCUGGGGCCUCUUGGAGCCUUGGUUUCCUCAUUCAAGCAAUGACAGUGCUUUUCCCACAGGGUUGUGAAGACAACGAUUCCUCAGCAGGGUGCCUGGCACAUGGUAGGCACUCAACGUAACCGGCUACUCUCAUCAUGAACAAUGCUUUGGCCCUGCUGGUCUGGGUCAGCAAGUCAUCCUUGAUGGCAUUUCCCCCAUCCAUGCACAGCUCUUUAUUGCUUACAAAGUGCUCUUCCAAAAAACUAUGCUGUGUGGGAAAGAAAUGGUUUAAGCCCUUUCAGACCCAGCCUCGGAGGAGGCCUAGACCUCGAAGCCUUUUCAGAGUUCCCAUUGUGUUUAAUCCACCUGCCACCUGGGAAUCCUAGAACAAGGAGCACUAUUCAGCUUCCUCCAAAGGGCCUCGUUUAGACUGCUGAUCAUGAGAGCCAACACCCUGGUCUGACUAACCUCCGGGGUCCAAUGGGGCAUGUGCCAAAGGGGUGAAUGAGUGGGCCCUACCAGUAGGCCCUGAAAUCCAGGAUUGUUCAACACCCACUCAUAACCCUCCCCCCCCCUCCUCCCCCCUGCCACCCCCGCAACACACACUCCUGAAGCCUGAGGCUCUGGGUCAGGACCAGCUAUUCUAGUCCAGAGAUUUUUCAGAGAAAUAAUAUAUAGAGCAGACAAAAGCACAACUGCUGUGGAGGCCAAAUUCUCCUUCUCUUCAAACCUGCCCCAGUCCUGCUUCCACAAAGGACCUGCCCAGGGGUACCAUUUUCAGGUUGGUGGAGAAGGAAAAUCACUGCUCUAGGCUGAUCUCAUUUUAUAGAUGAAUAAACAGACCCACAAAUACCAGGGCUGGUGUGACAGAGCCCCACGAAGCAGAAAAAACCCAUUUGGAGAAAACCCAGAUGGAAAAUUUCUUUGAAAGCAUUUUUAAAGAGAUUUAUUUGGAUAUAUUGUGUUCCAAUUUUUAAAAAAUUUUUAAUUAACAUACCAUAAAAUUAACUUUCUCCUAUAUAACAUUAUAUGUAUUUUAACGCAUUUGUGUAACUACCUCCACGAUCCAGACACAGAGCCAUCCCAUCACCUUCCAGAUUUCCCUGUGCUGCACUUUUGUAGUCACACCUUCGCCCCACCCCAGCCUCUGGUAAACAUCCAUCUGUUCUCCAUCCCUAUAGAUUUGCCUUUUUCAGAGUGUUACAUACUUAGAAUCAUAAGAGAUGUAACCUCUGGAGACUGGCUUCUUUCUAUGUAAUGUCUCUGAAAUUCACACAUGUGGUUUUGUAUGGCUAAGUGGUAUUCCAUUGUAUGGAUGUGCUACAGUUUGUCUAACAUUCACCCAUUGAAGGAGAUUUGGGUUAUUUCCAGUUUGGGGCAAUUUUGAAUAAAACUGCUACAAAUA
Molecule: messenger RNA, 3006 nt
Organism: Phacochoerus africanus (Common warthog)
Lineage: Eukaryota; Metazoa; Chordata; Mammalia; Artiodactyla; Suidae
Gene: DUSP18
Product: dual specificity phosphatase 18
Exons: 2
Coding region: 280-846 (188 amino acids)
Biological process (GO): protein dephosphorylation
Molecular function (GO): MAP kinase tyrosine/serine/threonine phosphatase activity
Source: RefSeq, a predicted model, not a curated record